This is a messenger RNA of Balearica regulorum gibbericeps (East African grey crowned-crane), 2228 nucleotides long. The record is from RefSeq and is a predicted model, not a curated record. Lineage: Eukaryota; Metazoa; Chordata; Aves; Gruiformes; Gruidae.
GCACAGCCCUCCUUCCAAUUGCUGGAGAGAGAGGGGGAGUGAGAAAGAGAGAGAGUUUAAGGCAGCUCUGCACUGGUGUUCUGGGCUAUUUCAACUUCAGGGCAACUUUAGAGAACUUCAGUUAUUUUUGGUUCUGGACGACAGCUGAGACCGGCCGAGCCUCCAGGAGAUGCUGAUGCUGAUGCAGAUGCAGAGGAUGAAGAUUCUGUUAAUGAAGUGGCAGUAGAAGACAUCCGUCCCAGGCCACAAGGAUCCUCUCCAGUUUAUGAAUAUUCCAUAGAAGAAGAAUAUUUAAAGCUACAGGAAGAAAACAAAAAAUAUUCUACAGACAAAUCAAAACAGAGUCAUCCACAGGAGACAAUGGAAGUGACCCUGAAAACAGAAGUGGAAGCUGGUGCUAGUGGUUUUAGUGUGGCGGGUGGAGGAAAUGAAGGAAUAUUUAUUAAAAAAGUACUUAAGGAAUCUCCUGCUUCAAAAAUAUUUAGUCUGAGAGAAGGUGAUCAGCUUCUAAGUGCUACCAUAUUUUUCGAUAAUAUUAAAUAUGAAGAUGCACUCAAGAUUCUCCAGUAUUCUGAGCCAUACAGAGUCCAAUUCAGCCUCAAAAGAAAAAUUGCUGGGAAAGAAGAACUAGAAUACAUUCAGUCUGCAGCCCAGUACAAAAAGGAAAGAUUGAGUCAGCAAAAAGAGCUCAGUGAGAGCAUUCCUGAAGAAACACUGCAUGUUUCAGGAAAAGCCAUUUCAGAAGAAGACAGGGAGACAUUAAUUGUAAGCCAGAGGGUAGGAAGAAGCAAGAGACCCAAAAAAGACAGAUUAUCGUGGCCAAAAUUCCAGUCAAUCAAAAAUAAAAAGAUACUGGGGCACAGAAGAUCUCAUAGUACAUCAGAUGCAUAUGAGCCUGCUGUACAGGAUAUUUCCCCUACAAGCACAGACACAGAGUCUCAAUUUCAACAAGAAGUCCCUAUCAAACAAAAAAAAGGAAGCCAAAAGAAACUGAAGUUCCCUAGCAUUGGAUUCAAAAUGCACAGAUCCAAACCAGAAACACAAGACAAGCAAAAAAAAGAAAUAAAAACUACGCUGUUAUCUGAAAAAGAAAAAAUACAUAAAGAAGAUACCAGCUUGGAAAAUCCCGAAAUACUAACUGUUGAAUAUACCACAUCUCCUGCUUAUGAAAUUAAAACAGAGGAGCUACAUGAAACUUUACGAAAAGACUUAAAAGAUAUGAAAAAUGGCAUUCCAUCUCAGGCAAAAAAAAGCCCUGAAGCUGAAAUAAGCGUUAAAAAAGAAAAAGACAAGGAAUCAACAUCAAAAUUUACUAUACCUGAAGCACCAGCUGUAACAACACAGAUAUCAAAGCCCAGUUUAGAAACACCUGAUCUGAAAGAAAGCCCAAAUAAACAAACACCACAACCCUCAUCAAAGUCCCGAAAAAAGAAACAGAAAGGAAAAGCAGAUAAAACAGAAGGAGAAAGUGGAAUUAACAUAGACAUGAUGGGUCACAAAGCACAAGGAUCUAUACAAGUAAAAGGUCUACAAAUAGGCAUUGCUAAAGCAGAAUUACACACAAAAUCUGACACAGUGGAAACAGGAGAAAAACAAGCAGAAGACGACACACAAAUACUAACGAUUCAGAAAACAAAAUCUGGGAUUUCAAUGUCCGAAAGAAAAGAGCCACAGACUGAAACAACAAAACUGGGAAGUGAUGUUCCACAUUCAGUGCCUGAAAAAACUGCUGAAAUAUGUUCAGAGGAUGGCAGGAAUUUAGAUCUGAAACCUCAUAUGCCUGAUGCAGAAUCAGAAGCAUCUACAUGGAAAAUACAAAUGCCAACAUUCAAAAUUAUGAAAACACCUAAGGCAGACCAGAAAAUAUCAACAGAAGAAAGCACAGUUGAAGCAGUAGAUACUGUAAAAAAGGAACAGACAGAAGAAGACAGCAUGCCCACGAGUAAUAAAAUGUUGAAGAUGGACACUGGCACGAAGACAGGAGAAAAGGAUAUAGAAGGAAAAGAAAGCAAAUUCAGACUCCCGAAGUUGAAAUUACCUACAUUUACAUGGGCAACUACAAAGGAUGAGACAGGGCAAACUGAAACCCAAGUAAAUGACAGGGAAGAAAAAGUGCCAUCAGUGGAAGAUGAUGCAAAAACAGACAUAAGUGUAUCAAAGGAAGGAAUGAAGAUUCCAAAUGCUGAAAUUGAAAUCGGGAUCUCCAAAGAAAAUACCAAGGCGGAAGG